CUGGAGGUCCUGGGCUGGUGUCUGCAUGGGGUGAUUUUUAAGCCUGGCAAGAGCUCAUUCACCAGCUCGUAGUACUCCCCAUUUGGGGCUGCCCUGAAGUACAAAACACAGCUUUUCCUGGUGUGCAGGAGAGCCCCAUUGUGUAUUGUUGCCACCAACAGGCACACAGCCCAGUCUGUGCAGUGUUGCUCUCAGAAAAGCAGAGCAGGACUCUCCAGGCUGGGGGAAUUGGCUAAGCACAGUGAUCGUGGCUUGGGAUACACAGAGCAGAGGGAUCACCACCUUGAACAGAAGAAUUCUGUGUUUCCCUCCUGUGAAACUUCUGUGUCCUUCUUGGGUGCUGUUUCCUGGUAGACUCCUUAUUUCUGGUUGAAAGGGUAGGAAAAUUGCCAACUCAUUCUUCUGAUGGGAGAAGGGCUGAGAUAAGGAUGGAAAGGUCACUCGACAAUCACCACCAUGGGCAAAAUAUACUCAGCUUGGGGAAGAUUAAUUGAGUUUAUUGCUAUCUGAGAAUAGCACAGUGAGAACUUAAAGCACAAAGUCCAGGCAACUUGCCACAUAACACCAGUCACAAUGCUGGGAGCAGCUGGGUCAGCGCUGAUGGGGCUUGGAACUGGGGCUCUGGCCCAACAGACACAGCAGACGGAACGGAGCUGGAUGGAACGGAGACGCCCCAGCUGCCCCCAAGAGGCCUGGCCAGAGAAGCUUAUGGUAUCGCAGGUCUCCAGGCUCCAGUGUGGUUCUGAUGAGGUGUGUGAGGUGCAGGUGUCCUUUGGCCCAGGUGAGCGUCCUUCUGCCUCGGACAUGUCACCACAGGAGGAGGAUCCCCUGAGCUGUAUCCGUGCCUGCUGCACACGCAGACCCCAGACAGAGUCACAGAAGCUGAGCUUUCUGACCUCCGUCCGUGCUGUCUGCGAAGCAGAGGACUGCGGUGCCCAUUACCGGCUGUGCGUCUGCCCUCUGGAGGUGGCGCAGUGCAUUGAGGCGCUGCUGCAGGAGGAGCCCGCCGAGCGCCUGGACACGGAGCUGCGGCAGCUGGCCAUGAGCGCCGUCGCCGCCAUGAGGGUGCCGAGCGGAGCAUCGCGCCUUUGCCCUCUCUCCCCUUACAGCAGCGCGUGGCCGCUUCCGGAGGAGCGGAAGAGCGGCCUCCUGCGUGCCUGCCUCAGCAGCGUCCUGCGCCUCCCUCGCCACGAGGACGCGAAGGACCUGGGCGCUGCGCUCUACACGGAGACCAUGGAAGCCCUGCACCGCCUGCUGCAGGGGCUGGUGGGCAGCGCAGGCACCUCUGUCCUCAUGGAGCUGCAGAACAUCUUGGAGCUCCUGCUGCCCUUCACCACGUGCCAGCUGGCGGCCGUGGAGGAGAGGGCCGUGGCGUGCAUUGGCAGGCUGCUCGCCUUCAGCAACACCUGCUCCUUGCCCAAGGUGUGCUCCUGCUUCAUGGGAGCUGUGGUGCUCCGGCAUCACUGCACAGAGAACCAACGCUUCCCUGUGCUGGGGAAGCUGGCCGGGCAGCUGAUCCUGUGCUGCACCUCCACUGAUGAGGGGACCAGAGAUGAGGCAAUGAAGGCUGUCCGUCAACUUUUCAUUUUCAUCGCCUCCCAAAGAAUGUGGCUGUGGAAGAAGGAUCCCAAGAAGCCACAGCUCCGGGAACGCUGGCAAACACUGUUCUACGAACAGGUUUCCCAAGAGAACAAUGCCAGCAAAAUCUUCAGGAUAUUCCUGAAAUACCUUCAGUACCCUGAAAGGGUGAGCAUCUUCCUCACAGCCAUUGAGAGCAUGACAGCGCCGAGCCUGCACAGCACCGAGCUGGCUGCCCACAUGGUGGAUGUGCUCGCAGCAGAGGCUCGCUUCCCUCCAGGGCAGGUGCGAAAGAUUGUGAAGACGAUCUACGGCAGCCUGCCUUCCAUCGAAGCUGAGCCGGCUCUCGAAAGCCUGGGCAGAGCCCUGCUCGUGCUGGCCGGCAAACACCCGAGGGAGAUGGUUAGCAGCCUGCUGGGCUGCUCCCCCACCCGCACCAGUGUCACCGUCACCAUGUGGAGGGAAAUGCUCUCGGAGCCCUCAGCUGUGGAGAAGGUGCUGCAGGAGCUGCUCCAAGUGCUCACAAACCAUUCUCUGCGACACAUGUCUGCAUCCACUGGGGACAGGCCGCGUGUCCUCGCCCUGGCCCAGGCAGCGAGGACCAUCCCUGAGAUACUCCAGCUGCCUCUUGUCAUGAAGGAGGCCGAGGCUAUUUUCCCCCAGCUCUUCCUGGCCCUCCUCCUGCAAGUGUCCUUCACCACGGAGCUGACACUGCAGGAGGUGGAAAUCUUCUGGGAGGAGCACCGGCAGCACCAGCUCACUCCCAUCAGGUCCGCGGUGCAGGCCUUGAAGGUGCUGCUCUGCAGCGUGGGCCUCCAGAGGCAGAUGGAGGCCAUCCAGGAGCAGGGGGGCUGGGACGCGCUUCUCAGCACUGUCACCCACCUCCAGGGCGUGCAGGUGGUGGCCAGGGUGAUGAGGGAACUGCCUGGUGCUCUGCGUGACCCCAUCUUCCAUCAGCUGGUUGAGCUGCUUAGCACCAAGCUGUGCUCCUGGGAGAUGGUGGCCAUGGUCUUCCUCGUUGAGAUGCUGGAGGGCGUGGACCCCAGUGAAGAGCUGCACCGCGUCGUGAGCCUCUUCAACACCUGUCUGCAGAGCCAGAGCGUGGGCACGCAGCAGCUGGUGCUCAGGAGCAUCCUGGAGCUCAGCAAGAGGCCGGACGCGGCGAGGAAAAUGCUCGGCCUGCUGCCGUGCAUCAUGGAGCAGCUGCAGGAUGCAGACAGCGGCGCCCGCGCCGUGGCCCUGCCAGUGCUCAGCACCCUGCUGCGGCUCCUGGAGAGGGGGAAGCUCAGCCUCGUGGCUCUGGAGCUGGCCGCCAAUCUCCCAGCGCUUUUUGAGGACGAGUCCGGCACGGUGCGCCAGCUCUCCAUGCACCUCUUCCUCGACACGCUGAGCUUUGUGGAGGGCAGAGAGAAGAGGAAGAUGCGGAAGGAGGUGUACAGGAGCCUGGUCCCGCUGUAUCUGCACCUGCACGACGAGGAAGAGAGCGUGGCCAAGGCCUCCCAGAAAGCCUUCCUUGGUGCCACGCGGUUCCUGCGCUGGAGGCGGCUGCAGCGCCUGGCAGAGGUGGCGCAGUUCUGGCAGAUCGGCGAGUGCCUGCUGGUGGAGAGGAGGAAGAGCGCAGCACAGGACUACCUGGGCCAGAGCCUGCUCUACCUACAGAGCCCGCAGGAGCCCCUGCGGCGGGAGGCCGUGAGGUUCAUCGGUGAGCCACGAGACUGAGCUUCCCCUGUGCCCGGCCCUCCAUGCUGCACACAGGGAGCAGCCGGGGUCGCUGAAUAUAUGACCGCAGAGCUCGUUGGGAGGCACGAGAGCACGACGGUGCGGACCAGGUGGUGGCGGUUCGGGCGGCGCUGACCCCGCGGGAC
Molecule: messenger RNA, 3443 nt
Organism: Tympanuchus pallidicinctus (lesser prairie-chicken)
Lineage: Eukaryota; Metazoa; Chordata; Aves; Galliformes; Phasianidae
Product: maestro heat-like repeat-containing protein family member 6
Exons: 20
Coding region: 574-3297 (907 amino acids)
Cellular component (GO): cytoplasm
Source: RefSeq, a predicted model, not a curated record